Messenger RNA from Myxocyprinus asiaticus (Chinese sucker), 4288 nucleotides. RefSeq names its product ras-like protein family member 10B. NCBI's taxonomy places the organism in Eukaryota, Metazoa, Chordata, Actinopteri, Cypriniformes, Catostomidae. Gene Ontology annotation, molecular function: GTP binding; GTPase activity. The record is from RefSeq and is a predicted model, not a curated record. Bases 584 to 1195 code for a protein of 203 amino acids. The transcript is spliced from 3 exons.
UUAUGUCAUGACCGUUUCUUAAAGCAUCCAGCUUCAACGAUGUGUGCGAAUACAGCCCAUCUACAAUCUAACGGAGCUUAACGAUGGUACUUUGCGCUUACUGUAUUGGGCUUGUGGAGAGGUGCACGGUCAAGUGAGCGCUCGUGCAGCCUGCACUGAUUAGAUGUUUUGGACAGCUAUGAGGGGUUACGGAGAGAACUGGCCAGUUGCAGCGAAGGACACUGUUGGGAAAUGACGGGUUCCGAGCACCCGAGCUGUAUGUAGAAGCACUGUGGAGCAUUGAGCAGUGUUCCCCAAUGGAAUGCAGAAAAGACUGCGGAACUGCCGCAGUGUAUGGGGUUGCUUUGAUUCGUUCAUUAACGGAUGCUACAAACAGUGUAUUUCUGCAGAAGAGAUAACACAAUGUAUCUGUAAGCGAAUCCCGACGGAAGUCUUAUUUGUUUGAAAAUCACAAAAGUGUAAUCCCUCAGCCAAAGGUAAUGUAAGCAAAACCUAAGGCACGCGCUCACAAUAUUUUGUUUUGAUUUUGUUGAGCAGUUUUUCGAGCGUCUUAAUCGCUGUCCAUGGUCCAGAUCCGCACGGGAUGGUCGAGACGCUGAGCAUUGCCGUCAUCGGAGCGCCUGGAGUCGGGAAAACUUCUAUCAUCCGUCAGUUUAUUUACAAUGACUUCUCUGAGACUUACACCCCCACCCAAACGCGGUACGUGUACAGACCCUCGGUCAUCCUCAACGGUGUUAUGUACGAACUGAAGAUUUUGGACGUCCCGCCAGUUUCCUCAUUUCCUUCGAGCCCGAGUCAGGAGUGGCUGGAUGCACGGUGUAGAGGAGUCCGCAGUGCAAACGCCUACAUUCUGGUGUAUGACAUCUGCUGUGUGGAGAGCUUUGAGUAUGUCAAAAUGAUCCGACAGCAAAUCGUGGAAAACAGAGUGGACAGCAGCAGUGAGGUGCCCAUCCUGGUGGUGGGCAGUAAGAGGGACCUGCAGCGGCAGCGGUUCACCCAGCGCAGGGCUGUGUCUGUACUAGUGAAGAAGACCUGGAAGUGUGGUUAUGUUGAGUGCUCUGCCAAAUACAACUGGCACGUGCUUCUGCUCUUCAAAGAGCUCCUGGGAAUUGCCGUAGCACGAGGACUUCGUCCAAACCACACCUCUAUUCGUCUACAGGGGGCAUUGCACAGGAAUCACUGUAAUGUCAUGUGACAGAAAGAUACAGGAUGUAGCCUUGGCUUAGACACCGUUUGCCCCUCAUGGUGGGAGAUGACUGUUUAUGCUUAUUUAGAAUCAGUUUGUCUGAUCAUAUUCUUAACUAUUUGGUUUAAAAUGGCAAAACUGGUCUUAGGUCAGGAUUGAAAGUCAACUUACCACCAGGAUGAAGCUUUGGUAAAUAAGGACAAACUGUCAAUCAAAAUGGCUGGAAUACUAACACCUAGGGGCCUCUGUAACUGAUGCUUAAAUCUGAUGGAUUACUGAUUUCACUUUUCCCAGCGCACUCCAACCAACAGAAAAAUAAAAUCCCCAAACUGGAACCAGAUAAGGAAUUUUUUUAUCUUACCAAAGUCUGUCAGGGUAAAAGUAAGAUGUUACUGGCUCAUAUGUCUCCAUUAGAGUACAAUUCGUCCCUGCUUUUUUUCCUUUUUAAAUAUACACUCUGUGGGUGCAGGUGUAUCCCAGUGUGAUAAUUAUUAACUGUUGCUUGGAAACAGUUUCUUGGUGGAGCACUAAGGAGUGUACUAAGGGCUAGGGCAUAAUGGUGAGUGAAAGUUUGUGAAUCCAUACACCUCAUUCAGUGAAGUGCCAUAUUUAAUUUUUGAUGGGAAUGUAAAUGAGACUUUGAGGGAUAGACUUACGGUCUGUUCAGUGGCAUGCACUGUACAGUAUAUAGCUGCAUAAAGUUCCUUAGUAUUAGUUCCUAGAGUUUUUUGCCUACUGAAAAUGUUUUGGAAAGAUGUUUUUUUCUUUCUUCAAUAUUUCAUCAGCUGAAUGAUGAACACCAACUUAAACAACAGUAAAACAAUUUCAAGAGACUAAAAGUUUAUCCCUCACAGCCUUAUUUGUGUUCUCGUCAAAAAAUAAAUAAGGUGUUCAGGCGUUAUUUUGAAUAAGGUCUAUUGGAGUUAUCUAUAGCAUUGCUCAAAUUUGACCUAAAAUAUGAUCUGAUCUUCACCUGUACAGUAAUAAAAUUUAACAUGUUUAUAAACAUUCUCUGUAUCAUUAAGUAGCCAAAGUGAAACUUUAGACUAAUGGACAGACAUUUUGCCAUUUUUCCACUCCACUUGCAGGAAUCCAUUGCAUCCUCAAUGACUAUAAGCUAUCCAUGGACCCUGCAUGGUUCUUAUGGCCACGUCCACACUAAUCCUGUUAAGUUAGAAAAUUCAGUCAUUUUCCAGUAUGUGAUAUGUGGUUAUGGAGAGCGUUUUCAAAAAACAAAAGGAAAGGAAAAAGCUGUUCUAGAGUGGAUGAGAGGUUUAAACGUAUACAACGUAUUGUGCAAUGGAAACAUUUUGUGUGGACCUUGCCUAUGGAGGCUAAACAGUAUGGUAUUUCUUCAGCAUGGUUAACUGUAGGGAUAACAUUCUUUUAUAGAAGACAAUAUAGAAGAUAAAUAUUUGUCUUUGUCCACAAUAUUGUCUUCCAGUAGCUGUCCUUGAAAUAGGCAGUACCAUUUAUUUCUGAUGAGCUGUGGAUUUCACUUUGGUGUCUUACCAUGCACAGCUCUCUUGUUCUAUGUUUUGUCCUAUGGUGUAUUCAUGAACAAGGCAAUGUAAGAGAUGCCUGCAGAUCAAUGACUGUUAGCCUGGGCUUCUUCAUAUCCUCAAAUAUGGUAUGGGCACCUCACCCUGUGUGAUUUUAAUCAAACAACCUCUUCUAGGAAUGGUAACAAUGGUGUUGAAGUUCUUCCAAGGGUUCAAUAUCAGCCUGACAGUGUGUUUGUGGAGGCCAUAGACAAUAACAUAGCCCUUUCUAGCCUUAUGAACCCACAGAAAGCACUACACUUCAUAAACCUGUGUUGUUUAGCACAUAUGCCAAGACCAAGACAACCUACAUCUAAAACUACAUUACACCUGACUUUCUUCACCUCAUGCCCUUGCAAAAUCAUGAACAGUAUCCAUAGCAAACAUUCUACCUCCUAGACAUUGCUACAUUUAUGGAAUGUGGCACAAAAUAAAGUCUUCCUCGAUCAGGUGAGAAGUGAUGAUAAAGCUAUAAGAGGUCCUCUGGGGUUUCAGAGAUUUUGUGCUGAAUCAAGAACACACACAUUAGAUGCAGAGGAGGGUAUCUCCUCCUUUACUGCAGUGAACUGCAGUCUGUAUGUUAGUGAAUGACUGAGCGGUCUAAUUCUUCCUCUCUGGAGCAUAUCUGAGGAAUGCAGAAUCCAUAAAAGCUGAAGAAGUGCAGUGUCAACAGUGAGAUCAGGGUUGAUCUGGCAAAGUGAAGGUUGCAGACAAUGAUUACUUUGUCAUAAUUUUGUUAUUGCAAUAACUGCACACCCACCAAGAAUGAUUUCCCAUGACAGAAAAAAAGGUAACAGACAUAAUGUUGUCAUAUCAGACAGAGUGUGCAGAGUGGAGUAAUUUCCAUCUUUGUUAACAAAUGCAACUCUCAGAGUCAUCUAUGCACUUUUACACAUCUCUUACAUGACUUAAAAGAGCUGAAAAGCUGUAAGCAGAUCAUUAAAGACAUCUUUGAAACUUCUUUAUAUAUAUAUAUAUAUAUAUAUAUAUAUAUAUAUAUAUAUAUAUAUAUAUAUAUAUAUAUAUAAUAAAAAUAUUCAAUAGAACUAACUUGUGUCUUCUGUCUAAUGGAGCUGCAUGCUUUAAUUGGCAAAAGCAAAAUAAUUCAGGGGUAAACUGCACUGAUGUACCUACAUGAGCGAGCACAAGCAGAUCUUUGUUAUAGUACUUGAGCCUCCUUUUUGUCCUUUGUAAAAAUGUUAGUGUAAAAUUAGCAUGCUUAGCAUGUAAUUUAACUAAAAAGGGUGUAGAAGGAGCCAGGCUAGUGUCAUUAAAUUUCAAACAGCACAGAGGGAAUCAAACAUUUGCAUGCCACACAGUGUUAAGUGCUUUGGUUGUGGGCUGAAGAACAGACAACAUGUAGCAAUGUCAAGUUCUUGUAACUUUGGAAUGUGUUCUGUGGUACUGUAUUAAUGUUCAAAGUUUUAGACUGAAAAUUCGGACAAAUGCAGAGUAUGGAUUCUUUUUGGGUAGAAUUGUGUGGAAUGUUUUAGAUUUUAAAGGGCUACCUGCAAAUUAUAGUUUUUCUUUUUGUAGUCGUAUUUUUUCCUCAAUAAAAAAU